Messenger RNA from Clupea harengus (Atlantic herring), 708 nucleotides. Its product is annotated as opsin-5-like. Gene Ontology annotation, cellular component: membrane. Gene Ontology annotation, molecular function: G protein-coupled receptor activity. The record is from RefSeq and is a predicted model, not a curated record. Lineage: Eukaryota; Metazoa; Chordata; Actinopteri; Clupeiformes; Clupeidae. Gene Ontology annotation, biological process: G protein-coupled receptor signaling pathway.
AUGACCCUCACGUUCUUGGCUCUCGUCCGAUGCAUCAUUGUAUUCAAUGCUUCCAAUGCCAGAAAGUGGUUCACCAGGAGGAAUAUCUUCAUCAUCAUCAUCAUCCUCAUCUGGACUCACUCUCUGCUGUGGUCACUGAUGCCGCUGUGCGGCUGGGGGAAGUACGGGCCAGAGCCCUCCGGCAUCUCCUGCAUGCUGGCGUGGGCUGAGCUGAGGGAGGCCAGCGGCCUGUCCUACCUCUUUAGCAUCUUUGCCGUCAUGCUAGUCAUCCCCGCGGUCAUCAUAUUUAGCUGCUAUACCUGUAUCACUGUGAGGCUGCACUGCCAGUACAAACGUAUGGAGAGCCACAGGAGGAUGUCCCGUCGAGGGACUCGAGUGGUGCGGAGAAUGAUCCUGAUCACAGUGCUUAUGAGUGCUGGGUUCCUGGUUGCCUGGACGCCGUAUGCAGCAGUCAGCUUUUGGUCGAUCUUUUACCCCACAUCACCAGUCCCUCCCGUGGUCUCUCUUCUUCCCGCCCUCUUCGCCAAGACCGCCACUGCCUACAACCCUGUCAUCAUCUUGUACUUGAACUCACACUCGAGCUCGCACUUCCGCAGUGAUGCCAAAAAGCUGGUGACCAACAUCCGCUUAGGCAAACUAAAUGUGGUAAAUCUAAGCUCCAAAGAGAACACAGGAACAUCUACCUUACAGCCAUCGGGGGCUCCCUGA